Molecule: messenger RNA, 306 nt
Organism: Dibothriocephalus latus
Lineage: Eukaryota; Metazoa; Platyhelminthes; Cestoda; Diphyllobothriidea; Diphyllobothriidae
Source: the annotation of a GenBank genome assembly
CUGGGCGCUGAUGGCCUAUCCUACCUUGAAAUGGAUCAUCUACAACACCUCAACACUGGUGCGGUGUGCGCCUCGGCACACAUCUCCGCCCAACUGAAUGAGCACCUGAAGGACCCCUGUGCAAUGUCAGUCCACUUUAGUAGCUUCUGUCUGCAGGAACGAGUGCCCAAAAUGUUCGAGUUGCUGUCACGGCGUUUUCGCGCCACUAAUUGGCUUGACCACACUCGAAUUCUGACUCUCGUCAAUAUGAUCACUGCCGGGGAUUGGUCGGCCAACUCGGUCUCAUGCGAUGGUAAGCAUUCCUAG